Molecule: messenger RNA, 2802 nt
Organism: Prunus armeniaca (apricot)
Lineage: Eukaryota; Viridiplantae; Streptophyta; Magnoliopsida; Rosales; Rosaceae
Source: the annotation of a GenBank genome assembly
AUGGAGUCCAAUUCUUCAUCAUCUUCUUCGGCUCCAUUGCAUAAAUCUAGGGUUAGGGUUCUCACAAUUUGCCAACGAGAUUCUGAAACCUUAUACUCCAAACACUGCAACGACGUCGUGCCGAAGUCGGACACAGACCCCACCAGGUGGUUUGUCACCAACCUCUCCAUCCAAGACAUUGGCUUCAGGAACGGUUACUUCACCGGCGGCGAUCAGCUUUUCAAGCAAAACCUGAAAACUACCGAGGUCGAUGACCUGAAAGCUCUCUCCUUUGUGCCCUCUGAUGUGGGUAAAACCCUCACCGAAGGCGUUUUCAAAGUCAGGGCAACCUUGCAUCUUCGAGACUACUCCAUCUUCCACAAUUCUACGCGUCGGAAUUUGCGGUUGGUUUAUUUCAAAGGUCCGAGAAGCCAUUUUCGGAAGGGCUUACUGAACUUUAGGCUUGAUGGGUACUACUCAGAAUCUUCUAAGAAGCUUUGUAUGGUUGGAAAUGGCGGGUCAGGUAAUUUGAGGCCUCUUAGUGUUGUUCUUAAGCUUAAUUAUCCGCAAAGUUCAAGUAUUUAUGACAGUUUAAUUACUGGGACUUUAGAGAGUUUGAGUGAUAAGCAUGAUGGGGAUUAUUUUGAACCCCUUUUGAUGUUGGGUUUAUAUCAGAGUUCUAGUUAUGAAUAUAAAUUAGCUGGGAAAGAUAGUGAGAAUGGUUGUUUGCGUGGUGACGAUAGAGGAGAGAAUUUAGGUGUGGGCAAAUCGAAGCGUGGUUUGUGUAUGUUGCUUGGUAAACUACAUGAAAGCUUUGAAUUGGAAUAUGGAAGUGAUUGUGGCAGUGUGAAUUGCAAUCCUCUUGGUGGGAAUGCUGGAUAUGUAUCUUCUUUUGUUUAUUAUGGAACUCGGUGUGCAAAUGGGAGGAAAAUGCAGAUGUUGUUGGGUUUUCCCAACUCUAGCUAUUAUGGCAUCAAAUUUCCGUUUGACCCUCACACAACCUUCAUUACUGAAGGGACAUGGGAUGAGAAGGAGAAUCGUCUGUGUGCUGUUGCAUGCCGGAUUUUGAAUUUUACAGAAUCUUUGACUCAUGCUUUUGUUGGAGAUUGCUCAACUAAAUUCAGCUUGAGAUUGCCAACAAAGUUGUCUUUAUGGAAUAGGUCUACUGUUGCGGGGGAAAUGUGGAGCAUCAAAGAAGUGAAUGACUCAGGUUACUUUGCUAAAAUUGGGUUUCACACUUUGUCGGGAUGGUUGAUGAAACUCUUAGAUUUCAAAUAUGAGUAUUCUGAGAAUGAUGAUAUGAGAAAAACAUGUGCAGAAAAGAAGGCUGGGAGAGGCAAAGGAAAGAUAUACCCUGAUGAGUUUUCAGUGGACAUGAAAUUUGGCAUGACAGUGAGAAACAGUAAAGGACAACAAGCAUCUGGUUAUUCAUCCCCUUUAUUUGUGGAUGAUGAGAGGGUUUAUGGACGCCGGUUUUGGGAUAAAUUGCCGCAAACAAAAUCAUCAAUGCCGCUGAACCAAAGCCAUACCCAUAGCAGUCCGAUGAACGUCAGCUAUAAGUUGUUCUUCAUAUCUGAUUUCGGUUUUCAUCAUGAUGCUUUCCCAUCUAAAGCAGAACUAUCUGCUGAAGGAAUAUAUGAUAGGGAUUAUGGUAAUCUGUGCAUGAUAGGAUGUAGGCACGUACCAGUGAAAAAUCAAACAUUGAUUAAACAGGAUAUGUUAGACUGUGCUAUUAAAAUCAUUGUACAGUUUUCUCCAUUGGAUACAAAGGAUGGCCAGAAUGUCAAGGGAACUAUUGAAAGCACAAGGCGAAAGUUAGACCCUCUUUAUUUUGAACCUAUUGAGUUUUCUUCAAAUUCUAUUUACACUAGCCAAGCUGCAGCAUCCAUUUCAAGAAUCGACUUUGAGAUCAGUAUGGUUCUGAUUUCCAACACCCUUGCAUGCGUCUUUGUGGGCUUGCAGCUAUUAUUCGUGAAGAAGCACCCAGAUGUUCUCCCAUUUGUUUCGAUUGUUAUGCUUAUUGUUCUUAGUCUGGGAUACAUGAUUCCACUUCUGGUCAACUUUGAAGCAUUGUUUGUGCCAAAUAAACACCACAGCCAGCAGGAUACUUUUCUUGGGACUGGUGGAUGGCUUCAAGUGAAUGAAGUAAUAGUCAGGGUGUUAAUGAUGGUAGCUCUCCUUUUGCAGCUACGUCUUCUCCAACUGACGUGGUCCUCAAGACAAGGUCAUGGAAACCAGAACAGCUUGAGAGAUUCUGAGAGGAAGGUUCUUUAUGCAACUUUACCAUUGUACAUAGCUGGUGCACUGAUUGUUUGGUUUGUGAACCUACGCAAAAAUGCUUACCAGAGAUCACACAGGCCAUUUCAAAGACCACACCGCAUGGCCUACCGAGUGUCUACCCUCCACCAUCUUGCUUACCAGCAGCACUCUCUCCGGGAGGAUCUCAGCUCUUAUGCCGGCCUCGUACUGGAUGGUUUUCUGCUCCCACAGAUAUUGUUCAACUUAUUCUUCAAUUCAGGAGAAAAGGCUCUGGCCUGUGCAUUUUACCUUGGAACCACCGUACUUCAUCUGCUGCCUCAUGCAUAUGAUCUUUACAGAGCUCAGACUGGUACAUGGUUCCUUGACUUAUCAUAUAUUUAUGCAAACCAAAAAAUGGAUUUUUACUCCACUGCCUGGAAUAUCAUCAUCCCCUGUGGUGGUCUGCUGUUUGCUGCCAUUAUUUUCUUGCAGCAGAGAUUUGGUGGUCGUUUCGUUCUUCCCAAAAGAUUUAGAGAGACUUCUGUAUAUGAGAAAGUCCCUGUCAUCAGCAAUGAGGAAUUAUGA